AUGUCGGAUAACCAGUACUCGCGCAGCUAUGCUAGUCGUAUUCGUAAUCCAGCCGCGUUGCACUUGCAGACCGCCAACUCCUAUGCGGCCCUGGUGGCAACUGCGGGACCAGAACAUGACGGAAGAAGCUCCUCUUCGGGCUCACUACCAUCAUCUGGCAGCUCUGCUUCCCGCUUCUCCAACAGUGAGAGAGCAGUGUUUCUGCCAGCUCCGUCCAGGUCGCAAGCUCAGACUUACAACAACUCGGGAACGGUACAGCAGCAUCACUACGGCUCACCUGAGCAGACCCGCGCCUAUGGUUUCGGUUUCUCCAGCACACCAACUCACACCGGCUUUGCUGUGCGCGCUGCCAACCGCGAUGCCCUUCGCACUGCCCGUCAUGCUCCCACAAAUUCGACUAGCUCCGUCAUUUCCGUGGCUCACAACUACCAUGCUCCCCAACCUUCCUCUCUGGCUGGCGUGCCUGAGUCUGUCGCUGUCCAGGAAAUGGCCCUCCGUCAGGGUCAGCGCGACACCGCCAGCGCCUUCAACGAGGUACCUACUAACCCGUUCGCGCAGCAGUUCGACCAGCUCUGGGCUUCAUUCUACAAGCUCGGCAAGGAUUGUGGUGGACAGCGCGCACCUACCCCCGACAACCCAUCGCAGCAGAAUUUCGCCUGGACUGUACUGAUCAACCCGUACACCCAGUCUCUCAAGAACCCGAAUGGCAGUCUCGACCCUGCCUGGACCAGGAGGAUGAUCGUGGUCGCUCUUGAUUGCAUGCACGAGCUCAUCCGCAUCACCUGUCGCCGCAACAACGGAUGGGAUAAGAUCGUCGCUGAUAUACCUCUCCCUGCUCGAGAGGCCCUGGUCGCGUUUCCUGACCUUGCUGCGGAGUACGAACAGCUCAAGCGGGAUGCCAACGAGGCUCGCGCAGGAGGCCGUCCUUACGGCUACUAA
This is a messenger RNA of Didymella exigua CBS 183.55, 939 nucleotides long. RefSeq lists its product as uncharacterized. Lineage: Eukaryota; Fungi; Ascomycota; Dothideomycetes; Pleosporales; Didymellaceae. The record is from RefSeq and is a predicted model, not a curated record. The transcript is spliced from 3 exons. The coding region runs from base 1 to 939 and encodes 312 amino acids.